AUGGUGACUGUGUCCCGAGAUGGAGACUAUCUUGUGCACGUUUAUGGCAAGGAGCUUUCGGUACACUCCGCUAUCCCUGUAGAGGGAUCACGUUUCCUCCAAUCUACCAAACUUGCAGAGCCUCUCGUUUCCCAACUCAAAUUCGUCAAAGUCUCUCCACUGAAUAUAUCGGGGGAUGACGCCGGGGCUCGGGCAUAUGCAGAACAUGAGGAAGAGCUUCUCAACCUUGUUCCCGAUCAACGCAUCUUGUGUGCCACCAGCAACCAGAUAUCGAUCUGGCAAAUCAAUUCUCUGGAAUGGCAUGCCGAUAUCGAGAACAUUGAACCCAGCGUCGCUGCUGUUGAUUUUGGCGCUAGGGAUAAUGAGGCCAUUCUGUUCCAUGCAUGGAGUUCUAAGGUGACCAUCUUCAAUCUGGACUCAGCAUCGAGCUUGGUGAUCAAGUCACCCAAAUUUUGCAAUCCCAGCAACCAGGGGCAUGGUUAUCGACCGCGAACGAAACAACUGGCCAUAAUCUUAAAGCCAGAAGCUAGUGACUUGUUGACAAUCCAUGAAGCUUAUUCAUAUCAGGUGGUCUCCAAGGUUGUUCUGCCUACAGUGGAUGCACAAGGGCUCAAAUGGAGUCCCGAUGGCAGGUGGAUUGUUAUUUGGGAUGCUGCCAGCAACGGCACAAGGAUACUUGUCUACACUGCCGAUGGCCAGCAUUUCCGUACAUAUACCGGAAGAGACGAUGUCGAUAAUACCCAUGAUCUCGGCACGAGGUGCGUAGAAUGGGCUCCUCUAAAACAACGACACCAGAGUUGUGAAUACCUCGCAGUCGGAAAAUACGACGGCACAGUCGAUCUAUUGAAUACCCGUACGUUUUCAUGCUUUACCACCCUUUCUCACACCUUUCACAUUAGCGCUCAAUCGCCCAGAGUCUGGCGAGAACGCAUGUCUCCUGAGGGAAAACUCGAGUACGCCGAAGCAGCAUCGUCAUCUGCAUUUAUUGCUGCUGGAAGUGACUCCACAUCUCAGCUCCCUCGCGGUGUAUCGUCGCUGCAAUUUUCAUCUAAUGGCAACUUCCUAGCCACGACAGAGCAAGCCCGACCCAAUAUCGUAUGGAUAUGGGCAUUGAGCACACCGCCAACCCUGGAAACAGCGCUUGUGCAUGAACACAACGUUAGGAAUAUGUCGUGGAAUUCGAGGAAUUCGCAGCUGCUGAUAACUACUUCAAAUAAUACAUUGUCUGUGGUGCAUUUGUGGGCUCAAGAACGCAGCCCUGUGAUAGCUGAAAUUCCCGUUGCACGCAGCGAAACAGGCCGUUAUGAUAUUACUUGGGUGAAAUCGAGUGAUCGAAAAGAGGCGGAAUUAUUUUGGUUCAGCACGACUGAUGACGCUGUUCUUGGUCAUGUCGCGGUUGAUGCUGACCGAGGGUACGCCUCGUUCAAUGCGCUUCAUGUCGUUAGUGGGCGAGGCAAUUUUUUGUAG
Talaromyces atroroseus is the source of this 1467-nucleotide messenger RNA. RefSeq lists its product as hypothetical. Gene Ontology annotation, biological process: microtubule anchoring at mitotic spindle pole body; mitotic sister chromatid segregation; protein localization to mitotic spindle pole body. Lineage: Eukaryota; Fungi; Ascomycota; Eurotiomycetes; Eurotiales; Trichocomaceae. Gene Ontology annotation, molecular function: protein binding. Gene Ontology annotation, cellular component: MWP complex; microtubule organizing center; mitotic spindle. The record is from RefSeq and is a predicted model, not a curated record. The transcript is spliced from 2 exons. The coding region runs from base 1 to 1467 and encodes 488 amino acids.